AGGCCAGCUCAAAGCCAUGGUUCUCUCCACCAAAGUACCCGACUCCGAAGAACAUCUCCACUCCACUUUCGCUUCCAGAUAUGUCUGUGCUGCUGUUCCCAGAUUCAAGAUGCCUGAAAAGUCGAUGCCGAAAGACGCAGCCUAUCAGGUGAUCAACGACGAGCUGAUGCUUGAUGGGAAUCCGAGGCUGAACCUGGCAUCCUUUGUUACGACUUGGAUGGAACCUGAAUGUGACAAACUCAUCAUGGAUUCCGUCAAUAAGAACUAUGUCGACAUGGAUGAAUACCCUGUCACCACCGAGCUCCAGAAUCGGUGCGUAAACAUGAUUGCUAAUCUGUUCCAUGCUCCCGUUGGGGAAGACGAGUGUGCUGUCGGUUGCGGGACCGUUGGAUCAUCGGAAGCAAUAAUGCUUGCGGGUUUAGCUUUCAAAAGGAAAUGGCAACAGAGGAGAAGAGCUCAAGGUUUACCUACUGACAAGCCUAACAUCGUAACUGGAGCCAACGUUCAGGUAUGCUGGGAGAAAUUUGCGAGGUACUUCGAGGUAGAGCUGAAGGAGGUGAACCUGAGUGAAGGGUAUUAUGUGAUGGACCCUGUGAAAGCUGUAGAGAUGGUGGAUGAGAAUACAAUCUGUGUUGCAGCCAUUCUAGGAUCCACUCUGACCGGGGAGUUCGAGGAUGUGAAGCAGCUGAACGAUCUCCUCGUUCAGAAGAACGAGGAGACUGGAUGGGACACCCCUAUUCACGUCGAUGCCGCGAGCGGGGGGUUCAUCGCACCGUUCGUGUAUCCAGAAUUAGAAUGGGACUUUAGGCUGCCAUGGGUGAAGAGCAUCAAUGUCAGCGGCCAUAAGUAUGGGCUUGUCUAUGCAGGUGUUGGUUGGAUAGUGUGGAGGACAAAGGAUGAUCUACCAGAUGACCUCGUCUUUCGUAUCAACUAUCUGGGGGCUGAUCAGCCUACCUUCACUCUAAACUUCUCCAAAGGAUCAAGCCAGAUUGUUGCUCAGUACUACCAGUUCAUCCGGCUAGGCUUUGAGGGGUACAAGAACAUAAUGGAGAACUGUUUGGACAACGCGAGGAGGCUGAGGGAAGGGAUAGAGGAGACGGGUAGGUUCAAGAUUCUGUCGAAGGAGAUGGGAGUGCCAUUGGUAGCGUUUUCACUGAAAGACAGCAGCAAGCACACCGUGUUUGAGAUAGCGGAGAGUCUGAGGAGGUUCGGGUGGAUAAUACCGGCUUACACCAUGCCUGCAGACGCUCAGCACAUCGCCGUGCUCCGGGUGGUGAUAAGGGAGGACUUCAGCCGCAGCCUGGCCGAGAGGCUCAUCUGUCACAUCAGGCAGGUCCUCAAGGAGAUUGACGCACUUCCCAGCCGCAUUGCCCAUCUUGCCGCUGCUGCUGCCGCCGUCGCUGUUGGUGAUGAGGAGGAGGAGGUUAAGAACCCUUCUUCUAAGCUGUCCUUGGAGGAUAUUACCAAGUAUUGGCGACGCCUUGUCAACCACAAGCGAAAUGGUGUAUGUUAGCUCUCUCUCUCUCUCUGUAGUAAUAAGGUUCUCAUGGAGAACUUUGCGUCUCUCCCUCUCCAUUCUUAAC
This is a messenger RNA of Tarenaya hassleriana, 1583 nucleotides long. RefSeq names its product glutamate decarboxylase 5. The coding region runs from base 17 to 1513 and encodes 498 amino acids. The transcript is spliced from 6 exons. Gene Ontology annotation, molecular function: pyridoxal phosphate binding; glutamate decarboxylase activity. Gene Ontology annotation, biological process: L-glutamate catabolic process. Lineage: Eukaryota; Viridiplantae; Streptophyta; Magnoliopsida; Brassicales; Cleomaceae. The record is from RefSeq and is a predicted model, not a curated record. Gene Ontology annotation, cellular component: cytosol.